Messenger RNA from Umbelopsis ramanniana AG, 1422 nucleotides. RefSeq lists its product as uncharacterized. Gene Ontology annotation, cellular component: tRNA (m1A) methyltransferase complex. Lineage: Eukaryota; Fungi; Mucoromycota; Umbelopsidomycetes; Umbelopsidales; Umbelopsidaceae. The coding region runs from base 141 to 1109 and encodes 322 amino acids. Gene Ontology annotation, biological process: tRNA methylation. The transcript has 4 exons. The record is from RefSeq and is a predicted model, not a curated record.
ACUAAGCUGUGCCGGUUAAGGACGAGUCGACCAGCGUGUGUUAAAACUCGUUCACCCCCCACAACGGCAAAAAGUUAUGAAACACAGUCACUGCCGACCCUUUCAACAAGAGGAAGCUUUCCUGUCAAGCAAAACCAGCUAUGCGAUCACGAUUUCUUCACAAUGGCAUAUGUACAUCCAGCAUAAAGCGUCACUAUAGCUCACAGCUAAACACCUUCCGGGCUAAUGACUUUUGCAUCCUCCGAGAUCGACGCAAAGGGCAAAAGUUUUUUAUUGGCCCGCUGAAGGACGAAGGCAAACUGUUUAUUAGCAAAGGGGUUGUUUCUCAUAAGGAUAUCAUUUCCAAACCACCACGGAGCAUCAUCAAUACCCACAAUGGCAGCACCACUCUAACCGCCCAUUUCCCAACUCUGGAUGAUUAUAUUCUUAACGUUAAGCGAGCGUGUACACCUAUCUAUCCUAAAGAUGCCUCCACCAUUGUUCGAUUUUUAGAUUUGGAUCCAGGCGCUCAUGUCUUAGAAGCAGGCACCGGCAAUGGAUCAUUGACGCUUUAUUUGGCUCGUGCUGUAGCUGGAUCAAUAGACACUAUGGAGGGUGCUAAAGUUCAACAAGGCAGAGUGGAUACUUUUGACAUCAGAGAGAGCCAUAUACGUCAGGCAGAACAGACUGUGGGUAACUUUGCUAGAGGAGUUUAUGGUCCUACCGUGAAAUUUCACAGCGGAAGCCCUUCCAGCGUCCUUUCAGAUGAUCUAGAUUCUCUCUAUGACGGCGCUGUCCUCGACAUGCCUGAACCUCGACAUGAACUAGGCGUGGUGGUACAACACCUCAAGAAUGACCGGUUUUUAGUAUGCUAUUUGCCUAACAUCACACAAGUGGUAGAUUUACUUAGUUUCAUCAAGAAAAACAAUAUGCCUCUCGCCAUGGACGACUGCGUAGACGUGAUGAUACAAGAAUGGGAAGUAAGGUCCACCUUAAUAAGAAAUCCACAAAAUGAUGGCGCCAGCCAAGAGCCUCAAGACCCAGUCUGGAUUUGCAGACCUAAAAAUUUUGAUGUCAAAGGACACACCGCUUAUCUUAUAAAAUUACGCAAAUGCCAAAAUAUUGAUUAACAGCGGCUAUAAACCAGUUGCACAAAACACAUAAUAUUUUUUUUUCCAUAUCUUCAAGCUCUUCAAUUAGCGCGAUUUCUGCUAUAUUAGAAUUUACGUUGUACAAUCCAGUACAACCAAUAACAUGCCAUAGCAAAUAAAAAUAGAAUAGAAAAAGGGAAGAAAACUGGGUAAAUGAACUCUAACGGCGCCUAGAUUGUGAUCAUCCAGGCAUAUGCACACAACUCUGUUUAAUUGUAUAUGUUAUGGAGCGAUUUGCCAUGAACACUCUGUCGUUUUUCACCAUCUAUUUGUGAACCACGGUUCGCCAUAG